AAAGUUGACCCGAAUGAUAAAGAAGCCGUAAAUAUUGCUAAGAUGGCUUUGGAGUACAUAGAAGAAGAGGGAAAAGGAAAUAUUUCAUUCACCCAGGGAGAAGAUGCCCUCACCAAGGCUAUGGGAAAAAAGGAUCACCGUGGGCGUGUCAAGGCAACAGGUGGAGUUAAUGUCGGUUACAAAGUUGCUUUCGGUCCAAUAGACCGAAGUAGUAGAUGUGGCCAUAUUGAACCAUCACCGGAGGCUAUCGAAUCAAUCAGAGCUUCGGUGAGAAGGGAGUUUGAAGAUCAAUUAGAGAGAAAGGUGGCGGAGGCCCUCCAAAACCAACUAGCCACAUUGAAAGCAACCGGUCAACUACACACCCUCUCUACCCCCGCACUUGAUUCUGCUCUUGUAAGUGAUGAGUUUGAUGUUAACCGUGCACUCGUAACCUGUUGUCCGAGUUCAUCGCAGCAACCACGCGAGCUGAAGGCCAUAACUCCAUGUCGUCUUGCCCUUGAGGAUAAAGUUUUGGGUAACAAAGUGAUAGUGGCAGAUGGUAUGGCGUACCCAUUGGAUGGUUCGUUGCACCAACACUUUAGAUCGAUGAAGCCUAGUCAUUAUAAGGUCCAAGUUGAUUGUAUUUACGACGGACAUGAUGAUGACACUCUUCCGGUACCUACUGGAGAUGGAUUCAAUAACUUAGGCAGGGCUCUUGCUAGUUUUGUGCAAUGGCCAAUUCACUUGGUGAUUUUCGAAGAAGACGAGGAGUACUCUACUCCACGCCCAACAAAGAAGUCCAGGAGUCAGAUUUUUGAAGAGGUGGUUGGUAGCUCCAAAGAGAAGAAAAACGAAUUAAUUGUCAAAGAGAAGACAACAGAAUUAGUUGUCAAAGAUAAGACAACAGAAUUAAUUGUCAAAGAGAAGGCAACACUUGAUUUAGGGUCCAAAGAGAAGACAACACUGAAGUUAACGGCCAAGGGAAAUUCAUGCUCAAAUAAGUUGGAGUCGAAAUCGAAGUCGAAGAACUCUAAGACGGCCAAAGAGAUGGUAGGUAGUUGUGAUCGUAAAACUGAAGAAUCAGCCGCCAAAAGUAAGAAGCAAAAUUUGGCAGACGACACAAUUCAAGGUCUUGGCCCAUCAUGCAAUUAUUUGAAGUUUAUCAUCAAUACGGCGCCCGGUGAUGUAUAUAAAAAUACUUCAAUCCCAUUGCCCGCUUCGGUUUGGCAUUAUGACGAAGAUCGACAAACUUAUGUAAAUGAGGUUGACGUUGAAGAGUUCCUUAGAGGGGCGUGCCUCAACAUUUCAGUGAUCCAAGUCUAUAUGAUGUGUUUAUUCCACGAACACACCUUUGCAUUUGACAACUCUCAGAUUGGGUUUGUUUGUCCCGAGGCAAUGUCAAGCUCUAGAAUCAAGGCCAACCCUCAGGCUGCAUCAAUGUAUUUGAAAGUAGUUUUCAAUGCUGAAAUUGAAAAGGAGAAGAAGGGUGAUCCUAACAUUACCAAGUGGUUUUUGAUCCCAUACCAUCAAGAAAAUCAUUGGAUUUUGUACGUGUUAGACCUACGUAGAGGUUGUGCGUAUAUUUUCGACUCUGCGAUAGGUUCCAACCGAGAAAAUAGUGCAUGGGGAAUCUUGUGUUUGGCAUACCAAGUGUACAAGUUUAAUGAUGGGAUUUGUCCGAAUAGAGCGACUAUGCAGGGGUUGAAAGGCUUCCAUGUAAAGUGUGCUCAACAAGUCGGCGCCCACGAGUGUGGCUAUUACGUUAUGAAGUUCAUGCAUGAAAUAGUCACGUUACACCAUAACACUGAUGAGCGGUUAGACAAUGCUUACACUCCAAGAAAUGCGCCUUAUACCGAUGAGGAAAUAGAUGUGGUUCGUGAGCAAUGGGCUAAGUUUUUUACAACCGAGUAUUUAUUUACUUAGGUUGUUUAGACACAAAGAUGGAAGCGUUUAUAUCUUCAUGGAUUUGGCUAGGGAUCGAGUCGAUUGGAAGAAAGUCAACACGACCUUACUUAAGGUUUGUAAUGCAUGAUCUAAAGGGACCUAAGUGGCUGGAUUAGAGACAUUUGUUAGAUUAGCUCUCUAGCCUUUUGUCUUUAGUUGUUAAUAUUAGUUGUAAUUUGUUAGACUAGCUAGGUGUUUAAAAAUUGUAAACAUACGUACUAUAUAUACGCUUUGCUCUGUUGGGUUAAUAUAAAUGAAGUUAAUGUAAUGAUUUAUUUAUCAAAGAUAAGCAGAUUCAUACCUUUGCUAUUUUGGUGUUGAUUGGGUACAGGUUUCAAUACUCAAUGGAGUAUAUAUCUAGUUGUGGUUAUUGCCGCCUAUUUUAUAUUUUAAAAGAAUUUGGAAAAAAAAAA
Spinacia oleracea (spinach) is the source of this 2336-nucleotide messenger RNA. RefSeq lists its product as uncharacterized. The record is from RefSeq and is a predicted model, not a curated record. Gene Ontology annotation, molecular function: cysteine-type peptidase activity. Gene Ontology annotation, biological process: proteolysis. Lineage: Eukaryota; Viridiplantae; Streptophyta; Magnoliopsida; Caryophyllales; Amaranthaceae. The transcript has 11 exons. Bases 43 to 1902 code for a protein of 619 amino acids.